Messenger RNA from Pecten maximus, 465 nucleotides. RefSeq lists its product as uncharacterized. The coding region runs from base 1 to 465 and encodes 154 amino acids. The record is from RefSeq and is a predicted model, not a curated record. Lineage: Eukaryota; Metazoa; Mollusca; Bivalvia; Pectinida; Pectinidae. The transcript has 4 exons.
AUGACACGCAGACUUUUGACAAGACACGGAAUUGUGGUUCCGAGAACUGUUGUAUCAGACGUACUGAGAAACUUGGAUCCCGAGGGUGUCUCAAGAAGAAGAAGACAUCAGUUCAGCAGGCGGAUACAUAUUAAUAAAGGACCAAAUUAUUUGAUACACAUCGAUGGAUAUGAUAAAUUGAAGCGUUACGGAUUUCCUAUUCAUGGGGCAAUUUGUGGUUUCUCCCGUCGGAUUUUAUGGCUGAAGAUAGCAAAUACCAACAACAAUCCGAAAAUUAUAGGGACGUUUUUCUUGGAAUACUUGAACGAAAUUAAAGGUGUUCCACGAUGUGUUCGAAUGGACGGUGGAACAGAAAACAUUUUGGUUGAAGACAUGCAAAAGUCAUUUCGAUGGGAACAUGAAGAUGAAAUGGCAGCAGAAAACAGCGUUAUAAAAGCGCCCUCCCACUCCAAUCAAGUAUAUUGA